CGCUCGGAGAGAGGGAGGCGGGCUCGUGGCCGCAGUGCACUGUGGGAAAGGUAGUUCCGAACUCCCGGCGACGCCGCAGCCAGAGCGGAGACGAGAACUACAAAUCCCAGGGGAGGAGGCGAGGCUUCCGGCGGAGGCCGCGCGGUUGUGGGAGGGAGAUGGAAGAUGGCGUCGCGGGUGAGUGGAAUCGGCGGUAGUGGCGGCGGCGGCGAAGAAAACCGUCUGGUGUCGCUGCCGUUGUCUCGCAUCCGGGUGAUCAUGAAGAGCUCGCCUGAGGUCUCCAGCAUCAACCCGGACGCCAUUUUCCUCACGGCGAAGGCCACGGUAGGGCCCCGGCAGGGACGCUUCUGAGGGGAAUGCGAAGGCCGCGAGGGAGACGCCGGCGGGAGACUGCGCUUGAGGCAGCUCCGACGGUGGCAGCGGCUCUCCUGUGGAGACCAAGCUCCUGGGAAGGUGGGGUGUUUUUUCUAAACAAGAGACAUACAUAUGUAUGUGUACAGUGGUACCUCGGGUUACAGACGCUUCAGGUUACAUACGCUUCAGGUUACAGAUUCCGUUAACCCAGAAAUAGUGCUUCAGGUUAAGAACGUUGCUUCAGGAUGAGAACAGAAAUCGUGCUUCAGGGCGCAGCGACAGCAGGAGGCCCUAUUAGCUAAAGUGGUGCUUCAGGUUAAGAACAGUUUCAGGUUAAGAACGGACCUCCGGAACGAAUUGAGUUCUUAACCCGAGGUACCACUGUAUUCUGUUCAGUCCUACCUCGCAAGGUUGUUGUGAGGAAAGAUGGGGACCCAGGGGAGUUUUCACGUCUCCCGCCUUGAGCUUGACUCAUUAACUUACUCUCUUUCUAUGCAAAGUGGCUCCAGAGCAACAAUGACAUACAGUAAUAGAGCAUCACAACUACAACAUGAACAUAAAUCAGCAGUAGAUCAAGCGCAUUCUAUAAAAUGCUAGUAACAAAACAACUUUUUUUAAAAAAGAAAGAAAAGCUAAACAGCACAGUUACAGCAAAUGUCAACUUUGGAACUCCCUGCCUAGGGAAACCAAACUCACUAGCUCCUUGCUGCCCUUCUGCCAGCAGCUGAAGGCAUUCUUGUUCCAACAGGCUUUUGGGAACUGACUGCAUUUGGUGCCUUGCUGGGGGUGUUUUUUGUAAUGAUUUUUAGGGUUUUAAGAAAUCUAUGUAUGUAUGUAUGUUUUAAUUGUCAAUGAUUGUUGCUUUUCUGUGUUUAUAGCUGUUACUUUUAUCUGUAAGGCAGGGGAAAAGGCAGGGUAUAGCUAAAUAUGUCUUAUUUAUUUGGCAAUCACUCAUAGCCGAGUAAGAUUGUCUUCCAUAAGCACGGUUUUUUGUUUUGUGUCUCUUAAUUAAAUUUUAUUAGUAUUUUCCACACAACAACAACACGAAAAAUAUAAAAAAAAAUAACAACACACAAAAACCAACAUUUGAAAACUAAAAAAACAACAACUAAAAAACACACAAAUCCAUAUCUUACAAGUUAAUAAUAUAUAUUAUAUAAUAUAAACACGGUUUUAACAAUGAGUCUGUAAGUGACUGUGGAGGCCAAUUCUGGAUGCACACGUCCUUCCAGUGGGGACAUUGGUUUCCAGGCGGGAGUUGAUCACGGUGAGGGUUUGCCAAGCGUGCCUUCCUCCUAGCACGUUUCUCCCUUGCGUCCUGAGUUCAAGUGUCUUCAAAGCCCAUGACACCUUUGGUAAAGGCUGUUCUCCAACUGGAGCACUCACAGGCCAGUGUUUCCCAGUUGUCAGGGUUUAUACUGUACUACAUUUUUUUAGAUUUGUUUUGAGACAGUCUUUAAGCCUCUUUUGUUGACCACCAGCAUUACACUUUCCAUUUAUAAGUUUGGAAUAGAGUAGUUGCUUUGGAAGACGAGUAGCAGGAGGGACAACAGUGGUGAUAAAAAGUGUAGCUUAGAUUCCCAGCCCAUGAUCAGCCUACUAUGGGACAUAUUUUGUAUUGCAUUGCAAAUACCUAUUGAUUGACGAAAUCAAUUGUGUGCCACUUUUCCUCCAAGGAACUAUGGGGGGGCAUGCACAGUUUUUCUCCUCCCAAUUUUCUCCUCGCAACAACCCUGGGAGAUAAGUUAAUCUGAGAGUGACUGACUGCCCCAGGGUCACUGAGUGAGCUUUAUGACUGGGGAGAGGUUUGAAUGCUGGUCCCCCAGCACUCUAACCACUGCACCACGAUACCUCCUCUUGUUAUAGUACCCUCUGUGGUUCCAAGAGGGUGUUUGAUGUAAUUACAAUAAAAUAGCGUACGCCAAAUAAUAUAUACCUGACUCAUUGGUAUACUAUAUUCUUAUCCUUAGGAGCUGUUUGUCCAGUAUUUAGCCGUGCAUUCCUACAAGCACGGCCAGGGAAAGAACAAAACAUCAUUAACCUACAGUGACUUGUCCCAUACAGCAGAGAACUAUGAUACAUUUCAGUUCCUUGCAGGUAGGUCUUUACUCUUAUCGGUCAUGUAAUUGUUGCAGAUUUUUGAGUCCCCAAUGGCGAAGUUGGUUCUGUUAAGACUACAAACCACCUUAAAAAGUCUCCUGGAACUGUUUUCCACUGAUACAAAGGAGGUGGCAAAGAAGGUCGUCUUUGCCAUCGCCAUCACCACUUGGUAGGCUCGAUGUUAAGCUCUAACUCAUGUUUGGUCCAAUUUGGAAUGGGUUUUUUGCCACUGGUGCUCUAGCCAUCUCAGCAAUUGUUUCAUCGCUGAAUGAGAGAAACAUGAGAGUUAUGGAUGAUGGGCAGAGAGAAUGACUAGGAUAGAUUUCCUGUUCAAAUCCAUUCUAGUUUCUAAGUCUUCACAAGUCACCUCCUUAAGUUUACCAAAUGCUCUUGGACAACCAUAGCAGUGGGGGGGAUUUUUUUUGAAGAUUUUUGUAGAUGUAAAAGUCUGUGUUGGGUAUGUGGUUCCAUUGUGAACCUUACAUUGGGCCACACCUCUCCUUAGUUAUUUUCUAGCACCUGUAAGAAUGCUUCUGUAAUCAUUUAAUGAAGGUGCCCUUCUUCCAGAUAUCCUGCCAAAGAAGAUCUUGGCUAGCAAAUAUCUAAAAAUGCUUGAGAGAGAAAAAGAGGGUGGAGAAGAAGAAGAGGAGGAGGAGGAGGCAGAAGAGGAAGAAGAUGAAGAAAGUGAAGAGGAAGAAGCAUCUUGAGGGUGACAAAUGACUAGACUUACAGCACAUCCCUGUUACACAUUAACUUGUGUUGAAGUAAAGUCCUGUUAUCUCUGCAUUGGUUGAAAAUGGAACAACUGGAUUGCCAGUUUGUUUUACAAUAUAUACAAGAGCCAUAAGUGUGGGACUGAACUUGUGAAGAGAUUUUUAUUUUUAUUUUAAAAUACAGCUCUUUGUUAAAAGCUUACUAACUACGUAUCAAACAUUCUUAUCUUGUGGAUACUGUAUUUCCAAUACAGAGGUUUCUUCCUCUGCCCACAUUGGGCAGCUCAGCAGUGACAAUGGACCUUCUAAUAGGGAACAAUUCAUUUAACAGCUUCAUAGAAACCAAACAUAAUGCACAAUGUCCAGCCUAGUUGGGAACAAAUGGGGAAACACUUUUCAUGUUUUUGUUUUUAAUUACUACUUGUAGUGAUGUUAUGCAUUUUGUUAAGGGGGUGGAAUCUGCUCUGCCUCAUGUUAAUAUGUAUAUUUUGAAAGGAUGUUAAAUAUAGAAGUAGCAUUUCCACAGCAGGGACUCUUUCCCAUUUUGAGUAAGAGAUGUACUUUAUUCUUUAAACAGUGGCAACAUUUGUAGAAUACUUGUUCUAAUGAAUGUUUUAUAAAAAUGAAUUCAGAAGA
Podarcis lilfordi (Lilford's wall lizard) is the source of this 3803-nucleotide messenger RNA. The record is from the annotation of a GenBank genome assembly. Lineage: Eukaryota; Metazoa; Chordata; Lepidosauria; Squamata; Lacertidae.